Messenger RNA from Maudiozyma saulgeensis, 1116 nucleotides. Lineage: Eukaryota; Fungi; Ascomycota; Saccharomycetes; Saccharomycetales; Saccharomycetaceae. The record is from the annotation of a GenBank genome assembly.
AUGUCGAAACAGUGGGCUGAUUCCAAAGAUGGUGCAUUUAAAAGACAAGUAUCAUCUUUUAGAGAAGUUAUCUCAAAAACUCAUCCAAUUUACAAACCUGCAGCCAACAGAUACUGGCUAUAUGUAUCGUUAGCAUGUCCAUGGGCUCAUCGGACUUUAUUGACAAGAUCUUUAAAACAUUUAAACACAGUCAUUGGUGUUGUGGUUGUACAUUGGCAUUUAGAUUCAAAAGGCUGGAGAUUUUUACGUUAUCCAACUGAUAAAUCAUCUAUCGAUGAAAAUAUUUAUCAUACUGUAUCUGGUGGUAUUGAUAAUACUCAAAGUAUUACUAUGAAGCCAUUUGCAUCAAUUCCAAAUGAUUCGGAUAGAUUAUGGAUUGAUGGUACACCAGAUCCAUUGAAUCAAUUUCAAAGAUUAAGUGAUUUAUAUUUAAAGAGUAACCCAAAUUAUUCUGAUAGAUUUACCGUUCCUGUGCUAUGGGAUUCUGAAACAAAUACAAUUGUUAAUAAUGAGAGUAGUGAAAUUAUUAGAAUUUUAAACAGUGGUGUAUUUGAUGAAUUUAUUAAAGAUUCAACAACAUCCUCAACUGAAAUUAUUAAUUUAGUACCAAAAGAAUUAGAAUCACAAAUUGAUGAGUUUAAUUCAUGGGUAUAUGAUAAUAUUAAUAAUGGUGUUUAUAAAGCAGGUUUUGCAGAAUCUGCAAUUGCUUAUGAAAAAGAAGUUAAAAAUGUUUUUCAACAUUUAGAUCGUGUUGAACAAUUACUAAAGAGUAAACAUCAAGCUUUAGAGAAAAAAUUUGGACCAGAUUCAAAAGAAAUUUUAAAACAUUAUUUUGUUUUAAAUAAUCAAUUAACUGAAGCAGAUGUUAGACUUUAUACAACAAUUGUUAGAUUUGAUCCAGUGUAUGUUCAACAUUUUAAAUGUAAUUUAACUACAAUUAGAGACGGCUAUCCUUACAUUCAUUUAUGGUUACGUAACUUGUAUUGGAAUAAUGAUUCAUUCAGACUAACAACUAAUUUCAAUCACAUUAAAUUACAUUACACCCGCUCUCACACAAGGAUUAACCCAUUAGGUUUAACUCCUUUGGGUCCAAAUCCUCAUAUUUUACCUCUAUAA